AUGUGGUGGAAGCCUAAGAAAGGGAGAAUAGAUAGAGAUUUAAGGCCAUUAACUAAAGAUAGGCAUGCUUUGCAGUUGGCAGAAUACGCAGAAAACAAAAAAGAAGAGGUUGAGAUAUAUGUGGAUCAUUUGGUUGAUUAUGCUAAAGUCAUUGAACUUGUUGAAGGAGUGAAUGAGGGGGCAAAUGAAGAAAGCAGUAAUGGUGGUGUUAAUGAGAGAAAUGAAGAAGGGGACAAUGUUGGGGACAAUGUUAUUGUUAAGGUUGGUUGGGCAGAUAAAGAAGAUGGGAGUGCUGAUUUUGUAGGAGAGGGAGGAAUACAACAAGAGGGGGAUGAUGAUGUUGUUCAGCAAAUGGAAAAUGAUGAAGAGGUGACUAAUUCUGGUGAUGAAUCUGGUGUUGAUUCAGGGGAUGAAGAAGUUGAUGAAUUGGAUAUGAGUGAGGAUGAACGACACAAAUAUGAUAAUGAUUGUUUUGGGAUGGAAAAUAUGUCACGUAAAGAUGUAUCUCAAGUUUUAGACUGCUGGAAAAAAUUCAAAGAAGGCUGA
Molecule: messenger RNA, 546 nt
Organism: Vigna unguiculata (cowpea)
Lineage: Eukaryota; Viridiplantae; Streptophyta; Magnoliopsida; Fabales; Fabaceae
Source: RefSeq, a predicted model, not a curated record